This is a messenger RNA of Neofelis nebulosa (Clouded leopard), 345 nucleotides long. RefSeq names its product alpha-endosulfine-like. Gene Ontology annotation, cellular component: cytoplasm. Gene Ontology annotation, molecular function: protein phosphatase inhibitor activity. Lineage: Eukaryota; Metazoa; Chordata; Mammalia; Carnivora; Felidae. The record is from RefSeq and is a predicted model, not a curated record. The transcript has a single exon.
AUGUCCUAGAAAUAAGAAGAGGAGAACCCUGCACAAGAGACUGGUGACAAGAAGCAGGACACAGAGGAGAAAGGAGGUAUUCUCCCUGAGAGAGGAAAGGAGGCAAAGCUAAAGGCCAAAUAUCCCGUAAGACAAAAGCCAGAUGGCUCCAACUUCAUGGAGAGACUCCAGAAAGGGCGAAAGUACUUUGACUCAAGAGACCACAACAUGGCCAAAGACAAGAGGAAGAAUAAGCAGUUGCCAAGUGCAGGACAAGAGAACCUGGCUACUGGUAAUCACAUUCCCACCACACAGGAUUUGCCCCAGAGAAAGUCCUCACUCAUCACCAGCAAGCUUGUAGGGUAA